AUGUUCCUGGGCCCUUCGGCCCUGAGGCUACAGAGGCCCUUUUAUAGCGCAGCAGCAGCAGCAGCAGCAGCAGCAGCAGGAUCAGCUGCAGCAGCAGCAGCAGCAGCAAGGUCAGCAGCAGCAGCUGCAGCAGCAGCAGGAAGCAGAAGCCCCGCCGCCCCAGAGAAGAAGAUGGAUUUCCCGCAGACGGUUUUCGUCCUCGGGGGCCCCGGCGCCGGCAAAGGCACUCAAUGCAGCUUAGUGUCUCGCGAGUUCUCUAUACCCCACAUAUCCGCAGGGGACUGUCUGCGUGAGGAGCAAUCAAACCCAAACAGUCCUUACAGCAAGCUGAUUGAUGACUGCAUCAGAGAAGGGCGCAUCGUGCCAGUGCGCAUCACCAUGACGCUGCUGCUGCGCAAAAUGCUGCUGGCGAAUUUUCGGGGUUUAUUUUUGAUUGAUGGAUUUCCGAGAAAUGUCGACAACUUGGCGGGCUGGCUCUCCAUGACGAGCGAGGAGAACUUGCCGCGGGAAAUCCUGCGGCUCUCGCGGGCCUAUUCUUCGGACUUGUCUUUUGUGGAGAAGUGCCAAGAGGCUUUAAGUCGGAUGGGUUACAAACCCUCAAAAGGGGAUUUAGACGAGGGUUUGGAAGCAGCAGCAGCAGCAGCAGCAGCAGCAGCAGCAGGAGCAGCAGCAGCAGGAGCAGCAGCAGCAGCGGCUGCUGCAGGAGCGCCUGCCGCUGCGGACCUCGAGGAGCUGACCUUGGAGCUGCGGCGGCGCUGCGGCAGCAGCAGCAGCAGCAGCAACGGCAGCAGCAGCAGCAGCAGCAGCAGCAGCAGCAGCAGCGGGAGCUGCGUGAAGCCGCUGCUGCUGCUGUUUUUCGAGUGUCCGGAAGCAGAGCUGCUGCGGCGGAUUCUGGAGAGGGGAAAGACAAGUGGAAGGGCCGAUGACAACGAGGUGUCUGUACAGAAAAGAUUAAAAACUUUCCAAAAAGACACUUUGCCAAUUGCUGCUGCUUUUCGUGCUGCUGGCUGCUGCCGGCUGCUGCAGGCGGGGCGGCCCAUAGCGGAGGCAGAACUGAGUUACGGGCAAGCUGCUGUGCUGCGGAGAGCUGUGGGGGCGCUGCGAAGCACCGGAGUGGAGCUGCGGGUUGCUGCCUUUGCUGCUGCGCUGCACUUGGAUGCAGCAAGUCAGUCGCAGACGGCGUGGCUGCACUUGGCCUUCUGCAGCAGCUUUUUCAGGGGGUUUUUGCUGCAGCAGCAGCAGCAGCAGCAGCAGCAGCAGCAGCAGCAGCAGCGGUGUGGGGGGGGGGAGCACGGGGAGGGCGCUGGGCCUGCGCUCUGCGUGACGCUGCCCAUUAAACACCUCUGGAAAGCGCUCACCAAGGGUUUAGGGCCUGUGGGGGGCUCGUCGCGGCUGCUGCGGCCCUCGCGGAUUUAUUUGCUGCUGACAGCAGCAACUUUAAAACUCGAUGUUGAAUUUGACCACUUUGGCCUCCAUUCUUCUGCUGCGCUUCCUGUUGCACCUCGAGGACUUUCUGCUGCCUUUCGAGGACCUCAAACUAAGCAGCAGCAGCAGCAGCAGCAGCAGCAGCAGCAGCAGCAGCAGCGGCAGCAGCAGCAGCAGCAGCAAGCAGGCACACGUGAUUGUGCGCCCGAGGACCCUAGGCUGCCAGCUUCGGGUGACUUGACUUUUGGAGGGCGAGAGCUGCGGGCAACAGCAGCGCUUUGUGACUUUCUGGGCUCGCCCAUAGGACUAUUUUAUAGGACGCCUGGAGUCCCUUUGGUGGCUUUGCUCGGUGCAGCAGCAGCAGCAGGAGCAGCAGGAGCUGGUUCUGCUGCUGCUGUUGCUGACCCUGCAGCAGCAGCAGCUGCUGCUGCUGCAGGCUGCCCGGAAGCCUUCCAGCCGCACCUGCUGCUGAUGCAUGCGCUGCUGCAGCAGCAGCGGCAACUGCAGCAGCAGCAGCAGCAGCAAGCAGCACCUGGCUGGGCGCAGCCAGACGAGACAGCGGCCUUCGGGCCAGGCCGAUCCAAAGGCAAGCGACUGGCGGGGAGGGCCUCUGCUGCUGGCACUGCAGCAGCAGAAGGUGAAGCAGCAGCAGCAGCAGCAGCAGCAACAGCUGAGGGUGAUGAUCCUGCUGCAGCAGCAGCAGCUGCUGCUGCUGCUGCAGAGGACACAGAUGAAGACGAAGAGUCCUUUGCUGCCUUCUCUAAAGCACUGCAGCUGCUGAGCAUGCAGCACCCUAAAGACGCUGCAGCAGCAGCAGCAGCAAUUGCAGCAAGAGCAGCAGCAACAGCAGCAACAGCAGCAACAGCAGCAACAGCAGCAACAGCAGCAGCAGAAGCAUCAGCAGCAGGGGAAUUUGACAGUGGAGACUGGGACAUGACAGGACAUGCAGACUCAGCUGCUGCAGAGACCCAAGCCUACAGCCAAAGUGCUGCUACCGGCACCCCUACUGCUGCUGCUGCUGCUGCUGCUGCUGCUGCUGCUGCUGCUGCUGCUGCUUUUACACCUGCGGCGUCGAUGCCUGCAUGGGCCCCGCCAUCUGAGCCAACUCAGCAGCCAGCAGCAACACCAGCAGCAGCAGCAGCUGCUGCUGCUUGUUCAGUUGAGGAGCUGCGGCAGCAACAACAGCAACUGCAGCAGCAGCAAGAGCAACAGAAGCAACAGCAGCAGCAGCAGCAAGAGCCUUCUCCGCUGCUGGUGACACUCUCUCGCCUGUUUACUCGGGACAGCAGCAGCAGCAGCAGGAGCGACGGACGCUGCCGCAAGAGGCAGCAGCAAGCGGUCCUGCAGCGGCAGCAGCAACGGCAGCAGCAGCAGCAGCAGCAGCAGCAGCAGCAGCUUGUCUUCAGUAUCUCCGUCAGAUGUGGACGCCCCCAUGUGGCUGCGAAGGAGCAAAAGAAGCAAAACGAACAGCGCGCACUCGCAGCUGGCGGUGGCAGCAGCAGCACCAUGCUGCUGCUGUUGCUGCUGCUGCUGCUGUUGCUGGUACUGCUGCUGCUGCCGCUGCUGCUACUGAGGCACUCUCGGUGUACAGAGGCAGCAGCAACCGCCUAUAUAGACUGGCAGCGCAUCUGCAAGCCGCUAUGUAGAGCCAGCAGCAGCCAGCAGCAGCAGCAGCAGCAGCAGCAACAGCAGCAGCAGCAACAGCAGCAGCAACAGCAGCAGCAGCACGUUCAGUCACUGAUGGCUGCUUCUUUGGGGGUGGCCACAGAGCUCUGA
Messenger RNA from Eimeria necatrix, 3201 nucleotides. RefSeq names its product UMP-CMP kinase, putative. Gene Ontology annotation, biological process: UDP biosynthetic process; CDP biosynthetic process. NCBI's taxonomy places the organism in Eukaryota, Apicomplexa, Conoidasida, Eucoccidiorida, Eimeriidae. The transcript has 14 exons. Gene Ontology annotation, molecular function: UMP kinase activity; ATP binding. The record is from RefSeq and is a predicted model, not a curated record. The coding region runs from base 1 to 3201 and encodes 1066 amino acids. Gene Ontology annotation, cellular component: cytoplasm; nucleus.